This is a messenger RNA of Diaporthe amygdali, 1602 nucleotides long. RefSeq names its product llantoate permease of the major facilitator superfamily. Gene Ontology annotation, biological process: transmembrane transport; L-cysteine transport. Bases 1 to 1602 code for a protein of 533 amino acids. Gene Ontology annotation, cellular component: membrane. The transcript has 3 exons. NCBI's taxonomy places the organism in Eukaryota, Fungi, Ascomycota, Sordariomycetes, Diaporthales, Diaporthaceae. The record is from RefSeq and is a predicted model, not a curated record. Gene Ontology annotation, molecular function: L-cysteine transmembrane transporter activity.
AUGGUGAACGACGACAACGUCCAAGCCGCAAAGGAACAGCCUUCAGUGUCCUCGGACAAAGCUUCCAUCAGACUGGCCAAAGUUGUCUCGGAAAGUGGCGCCGAUGAGACUUUGCAGCUGCUCGAGGAGCAUGGCGCCAAUGUCGGCGAGCUGACGCCUGAGAUUGAAGGGAAGCUCAAGGCGAAAAUUCGUAACCAUAUCCUGGUGCUUGUCAUCAUCAUCGAUCUUAUGCUCUAUAUCGACAAGGCGACUCUGUCUUAUGCUGCCCUACUGGGUAUAUACGAGGAGACUGGAAUCAAUGACACCCAGUACAAUAAUCUCAACACGCUUUUCUAUGCUGGAUACAUGGUCGCCCAGAUCCCCGGUCAUUACCUGAUGCAGAAGCUGCCGCUGGGACGAUUUGUCACCAUCUCAGUAUUCCUCUGGUCGGUAGUGGUCUUUCUCCACUGCACAGCUAAGAGCUAUGGCGGCCUCAUCCCCCUGCGGUUCUUCCUAGGUUUCUUCGAGUCUUGUCUCGUCCCAGCUAUGGAGGUGACAAUGGGCAUGUUCUUCACCCCGGCCGAGGCUGUGCGUUAUCAGCCGCUGUUCUGGACCUCCUGCCUCGCAUCUCCCAUCCCGGCUGGGUUUAUCGCAUAUGGGCUCCUACACAUUCAAUCGCAGGCCGUCCUGCCGUGGAAAUUUUUCAUGAUUAUUACCGGCGGUAUCACUCUGUUCAUUGCAGUGUACACCUUCUUCUUCUACCCGGAUAACCCAGCGAAAGCCAGCUUCCUGACCCUCGACGAGCGUGUCCACACAAUCCGACGGAUCCACGCCGCGACAAAGUCGUCCAUCGAGCAAAAGAUGGUCAAGAAGUCCCAGAUUUAUGAGACCCUCCGCGACCCGGUCUCCUGGCUCUUCUUCCUGACCGCGCUGGCAAACCAGCUUUCCAAUAACCUUGCGUAUCAACAGAACCUACUCUUCCUCGCCAUCGGCGUCGACACCCUCGGGUCGACGCUCGUGUCCGCCGCCGGCGGUGCCUUCGCCGUGGUGUGUUCCGUCUUCGCCACCGUCUUCCUCAAGCUUUUCCCCGGCCGCACCGCGUUCUGGGGCGCCUUCUGGUCCAUGUUUGCCGUCGCAGGCGGUAUCGGCAUGGUUGCGAUCAAAUGGACUGAACGGCUGCCGCUCCUCGCCUGCAUGCUGCUUGCUGGCUCGACGUUCGGAAUCACAUACAUCAUCGCCCUCGGAUGGAACACGGCGACAGCGGGUGGGUACACCAAGAAGUUAUUCCGAAAUGUGAUAUGGAUGGUGGGCUAUAGCGUGGCGAAUCUGGUGAGCCCGCAGAUCUGGGCUGAGAAGGACGGGCCGCGUUACUAUGGGGCUUGGAUCACGCAAAUUGUGGUCAGUUGGAUUGGGGCUCCGCUCUGCAUGUUUGCGAUUCACUUCAUCCUGUCGCGAAGAAACAAAGAGCGAAAAGGGUGGAUCGCGGAACAGGAGGCAUUGGGGUACCGGCCUGUUGGUAUGGUCCAGGUCGAAAAAGACGGCAGCACUGUGCAGGUUGAGGCAGACAUCUCGCUGCUGGAUCUUACGGACUUGGAAAACAAGUACUUCCUGUACCAGCUGUGA